AUGUCUGGGCACCGGAGGAGCGACGCAGUCUGUCUACGUCAUCCUGGGAAACAUUUUGGGCGGACGGACCGGAAGAAGUGGGACAGACUUUACUUCCGGUUACUGCUUUCAAGCGUUGACGCACGAGAAGGGCGGUCAAGCCACGUGAUGGGGAGUGCUUGGAAGGAAAAAGGGGGAGUGGUAAUGUGGUGGACAUCCUUUGGUCUAAAGAGAGUCCGAUUGUUAUCGCUGUCAAACAUUAGGAAACUGACAAGAGUGUGGAGGGACAACAGCUCAGGAGGAAAAGGUGUGUGACCACCAUCCAAGUUGAACAUUGAGCUCUGUCUGGAAGGAUUAUACAGCAGACAUGGUUGAAACAGACACUUUGCAGAAGGACGGGAAACAUAUUGGUUUAAGUACUAAAAACGUUAAGGAUGACGAAGGUAAAAAGAAGAAGAAAGAAAAAAAGGAAAAGUUACCCAUGGUUGGCCCAUUUGAACUGUUCAGGUUUGCGGAAGGCAUAGAUUUGGUGCUGCUCUUCUUUGGGACCUUAAUGUCGGUGACCCAUGGUGUAGUGUUGCCUAUGAUGUUAAUUGUGUUUGGAGAAAUGACGGACAACCUCGUAAAUGACGCAGCAGUAAAUCUGAUGAACACCAGCCACCCAAAUUUUACAAUGCCAAACAGCACCUUACAGGCGGACAUGACAAACUUUGCCAUCUAUUAUUCCAUCUUGGGUGCCUUGGUGCUGGUGGCUGCUUACAUGCAGGUUGCCUUCUUUACGGUGUCAGCUGGACGGCAAGUCAAACGCAUUCGAAAGCAUUUUUUUCACAGCAUCAUGCGGCAGGACAUCAGCUGGUUUGACGUCAGCGAGACAGGAGAGCUCAACACUCGUCUUACAGACGAUGUCUAUAAGAUCCAAGAGGGGAUCGGAGACAAAGUGGGGAUGCUGCUUCAGUCCUUUGCCACCUUCAUCACAUCUGUCAUCAUCGGUUUAGUGAAAGGAUGGAAACUCACGCUGGUCCUUCUGUCCAUCAGCCCCUUGCUGGGCCUUACGGCUGCACUUUUUAGUACGGUGUUGGUAUCGUUCACGUCUAAAGAACAGGCUGCCUAUGCGAAAGCGGGGUCCGUGGCAGAGGAGGUGCUUUCUUCCAUCAGGACGGUGUUUGCCUUCAGUGGUCAGCAAAAAGAGAUUGCCAGGUAUCAUAAGAACCUAGAGGAUGCUAAGACUGUGGGAAUAAAGAAAGCAAUAAGUUCAAACAUUGCUAUGGGCUUCACCUUCUUAAUGAUCUAUCUGUCCUAUGCUCUUGCCUUCUGGUAUGGAAGCACACUUAUUCUGAGUGGAGAGUACUCAAUUGGGGUUGUACUUACGGUUUUAUUUGCUUUGCUUAUUGGAGUAUUUGCAUUGGGGCAGACCUCCCCUAACAUCCAGUCCAUUGCCAGUGCUCGAGGAGCUGCACACAAAGUGUACAGCAUCAUUGACAAUAAACCAUGCAUCGACAGCUAUUCACACAGCGGCUUCAAGCCUGAUGUCAUCAAUGGAAACAUUGAGUUCAAGAACAUCCACUUUAACUACCCAUCAAGGCCAGAUGUCAAAGUAUUAAACAACUUGUCCUUGAGCGUGAAAAAUGGACGAACCAUGGCUUUAGUAGGAAGUAGUGGCUGUGGAAAAAGUACAACUAUCCAACUAUUGCAGAGGUUUUACGAUCCUAUGGAAGGAUCUAUAUUCAUUGAUGACCAUGACAUCCGUUCUCUCAACGUCCGCUACCUGCGAGAGAAGAUUGGAGUGGUGAGUCAAGAGCCCGUACUUUUUGCCACCACGAUCACAGAGAACAUUCGAUACGGACGAAGUGAUGUGACGCAGCAGGAGAUAGAGCAAGCUGCCAAGGAGGCCAAUGCUUACAACUUCAUAAUGAACCUUCCUGAUAAAUUUGAGACACUGGUUGGGGAUCGAGGGACUCAGAUGAGUGGAGGACAGAAGCAGAGAAUCGCAAUUGCUCGAGCACUUGUCCGUAACCCCAAAAUCCUUCUGCUGGAUGAAGCAACAUCUGCUCUUGAUGCAGAGAGUGAGACUGUCGUACAAUCUGCACUGGACAAGGUCAGACUGGGUCGGACCACCAUAAUUGUGGCCCAUCGUCUCUCAACUAUCAGAAACGCUGAUAUCAUCGCUGGCUUACAAAACGGGGAGGUUGUUGAGUUUGGGACUCAUAGCGAGCUAAUGGAAAAACAGGGUGUCUACCACAAUCUCGUCACCAUGCAGACAUUUGAAGAAGCCAAAGGUGAACAGCAAGAUGAAAAUCAGGAAGAAAAGAGCCCAGAAUCAAAAACGAGUCCCGACUCCCCUCAAUUCAGGAGGAGGUGUACAAAAAGUUCCUUCACUGGUUCAGAGGGAAAGAAAGAAGAGAAAGAAAAACUGGUGGAUGCCAAAGACGAGGAGGAUGAAAAAGUUCCACCCGUGUCGUUCCUCAAAGUGAUGCAUUUUAAUCUUCCCGAGUGGCCUUACAUUUUAGUCGGGACCAUCUGUGCUAUGAUCAACGGAGCGAUGCAGCCUCUGUUUGCAGUCCUCUUCUCCAAGAUCAUCACCGUGUUUGCCGAGCCUGAUGUGGAAGUCGUUCGACAGAGAUCUCUAUUCUUCUCCCUCAUGUUCGCUGCUAUUGGAGGCAUAUCUUUUUUUUCCAUGUUUUUUCAGGGUUUCUGUUUUGGUAAAUCUGGAGAGAUCCUCACGAUGAAACUGAGACUUUCGGCUUUCAAGUCCAUGCUGAGGCAGGACCUUGGAUGGUUUGAUGACCACAAGAACAGUGUUGGAGCGCUCACAACAAGGCUUGCCACAGAUGCUGCUCAAGUACAAGGGGCUACAGGAGCACGUCUGGCUACUGUGGUCCAAAAUAUUGCCAACAUGGGCACCGGUCUGAUUCUGGCCUUUGUAUAUGGCUGGGAGCUGACCCUGCUCAUCCUGUCGGUGGUGCCGGUUAUGGCGGUGGCUGGAGCUGUGCAGAUGCAGCUGCUCUCUGGGCAAGCUGCCGAGGACAAGAAAGAGCUGGAGAAGGCAGGAAAGAUUGCUACAGAAGCCAUCGACAAUAUUCGCACUGUCGCAUCUCUGACCAGAGAACCCGAGUUUGAAUCUCUGUAUCAUGAAAACCUCAGCGUUCCAUUCAAAAACUCCCAGAAAAAGGCCCAUGUGUACGGCUUUACCUUUGCAUUUACCCAGGCCAUGAUCUACUUUGCUUAUGCAGGAUGUUUCCGGUUUGGAGCUUGGCUCAUUGACAAUGACAGAAUGAACGUGGAAGGAGUUUUCUUGGUGAUUUCGGCAGUUCUGUAUGGAGCCAUGGCUCUUGGAGAAGCCAAUUCUUUCGCUCCCAACUAUGCAAAGGCCAAAAUGUCUGCUGCACACAUCAUGAUGCUCCUGAACAGAGAGCCUGCCAUUGAUAAUCUUUCAGAACAGGGAGAGUCGCUGGAUAAAUUUGAUGGUAACGUGCAAUUCGAGGGUGUAAAGUUUAACUACCCUUCACGCCCUGAUGUACCCGUCCUCCGAGGGCUGAAUCUGAAGGUGAGCAAAGGAGAGACACUUGCCCUGGUAGGAAGCAGUGGCUGUGGAAAAAGCACAACCAUCCAACUUCUGGAGAGGUUUUACGACACCAUGAAUGGAUCAGUGAUGCUUGAUUCCAAGAGUGUAAAAGAGCUGAACAUCCACUGGCUGAGGUCUCAGAUAGGUAUUGUGUCCCAGGAGCCUGUGCUGUUUGACUGUAGCUUGGCUGAAAACAUCGCCUAUGGAGACAACAGUCGCACUGUAACUAUGGAGGAGGUUAAGGCAGCUGCUGAGGCAGCCAACAUUCACAGCUUCAUUGAAAACCUGCCAAAGAAGUAUGACACUCAGGCAGGCGAUAAGGGGACCCAGCUGUCAGGGGGUCAGAAACAACGAAUAGCCAUAGCCCGAGCCAUCCUCCGUAACCCCAAACUGUUGCUUCUGGAUGAAGCCACGUCUGCACUCGACACUGAGAGCGAGAAGGUGGUGCAGGAGGCGUUGGACAAAGCAAGGCAGGGCAGGACGUGUAUCGUUGUCGCCCACCGCCUGUCUACCAUCCAAAACGCAGACCGCAUUGCUGUAUUUCAAAGAGGUGUGGUUAUAGAACAAGGGACACAUCAACAACUGUUAUCCAAAAAGGGAGUUUAUCACAUGCUGGUCACAACCCAGAUGGGUCAUGGAAGGGAAUCAGAAGAUUAAUAAAAUGUAUUUCAAUAGGUUUACAAAUAGAAACUUAUUAUUGUUGUAUCAUUGUUUUAAUUAGUAGUAGCACCUGAUUGUUUGAACGUACUACCUCAGCAUUGGAAUUAGUGCUGACUUUGUGUCCACUGGCUAACAUAAGUUGCCUUAAAAGUCAAAUCGCCUUUUUUGUAUACAUACAGUAUAUAUAUAUAUAUAUAUAUGUAUAUACAAUAUUAGGGGUGUAACGGUACGUGUAUUUGUAUUGAACCGUUUCGGUACGGGAGUUUCGGUUCGGUUCGGAGGUGUACCGAACGAGUACACAUGCUAGCAGCGACCGGGCUAGGACAACAUGUAAAAGCCAGAGCUGGAAGACCCUCCUGCCUCGUUAAGAUCUCCGGUUUGGGAACACUUUGGCUGCGCGAUACAACAAUGGAGGACGGAAGUUUGCCGACAUUGUUCAGCAGCUGCUUCUGACAACACGUCAAACAUGUGUUGCACCUUUCCUGCUUCCGGCUCCCAGACCGUAGUCGAGGAGUGCAGGGAAGACACUCCUCCAGGGCCGAUGUAUUCUCGGGGGGAACACCCUUCACUCUACCCGGCAGUGGGUCUCCACAGCUCCGGACUCCAGGGUAAAUGACGAGUCCGGCGAUUAGUUGCAAAUCGUGGCUUUAUUGAGGUCUUGCACACAGCCAAUCCAACAAAACACUAGCCACUCCCCACACUCAGCUACCGCUCCCUCACCUCACAUGCUGUCACAUAUUAAAGGGCCACACACACAUACGCUACUCUCAUAACACAUGCUAACCCAUUUGAAGCGUCACCACCGCAUUCAAGCAGCCUCUCCUCGGCGAGUCAGGCAGGGCUAAAGCAAUAACAAAUGUUUUUAUAGCAGCAGAUAUAAGUCCAUAUUGCAUUAAAGGCCUAUUGAAAUGCGAUUUUCUUAUUUAAACGGGGAUAGCAGGUCCAUUCUAUGUGUCAUACUUGAUCAUUUUGCGAUAUUGCCAUAUUUUUGCUGAAAGGAUGUAGUAGAGAACAAUCGACGAUAAAGUUCGCAACUUUUGGUCGCUGAUAAAAAAGCCUUGCCUGUACCGGAAGUAGCAGACGAGUAGCGUGACGUCACAGGUUGUGGAGCUCCUCACAUCCGCACAUUGUUUACAAUCAUGGCCACCAGCAGCGAGAGCGAUUCGGACCGAGAAAGCGACGAUUUCCCCAUUAAUUUGAGCAAGGAUGAAAGAUUUGUGGAUGAGGAAAGUGAGAGUGAAAGACUAGAGGGCAGUGGGAGUGAUUCAGAUAGGGAAGAUGCUGUGAGAGGCGGGUGGGACCUGAUAUUCAGCUGGGAAUGACUAAAACAGUAAAUAAACACAAGACACUCUAUUAGCCACAACAUAACCAGGCUUAUAUUUAAUAUGCCACAAAUUAAUACCGCAUAACAAACACCUCCCCCCUCCCGUCCAUAUAACCCGCCAAUACAACUCAAACACCUGCACAACACACUCAAUCCCACAUCCCAAAGUACCGUUCACCUCCCCAAAGUUCAUACAGCACAUAUAUUUUCCCGAAGUCCCCAAAGUUACGUACGUGAGACUUUUAUUAGUAGGUUGCACAGUGAAGUACAUAUUCCGUACAAUUGACCACUAAAUGGUAACACCCAAAUAAGUUUUUCAACUUGUUUAAGUCGGGGUCCACUUAAAUUGAUUCAUGAUACAGAUAUACACUAUCAUAUAUACUAUCAUCAUAAUACAGUCAUCACACAAGAUAAUCAUCAGGGUGUAUACAUUGAAUUAUUUACGUGACAUGCACAUAGCGGCACGCAUGUACGGGCAAGCGAUCAAAUGUUUGGAAGCGUACUCACGGCACCGUGUCUGCGUAUCCAACUCAAAGUCCUCCUGGUAAGAGUCUCUGUUGUCCCAGUUCUCCACAGGCCAAUGGUAAAGAUUGACUGUCAUCUUUCGGGAAUGUAAACAAUGAAACACCGGCCGUGUUUGUGUUGCUAAAGUCGGCCGCAAUACACCGCUUCCCUCCUACAACUUUCUUCAUUGCUGUCUCCAUUGUUCAUUGAACAAAUUGCAAAAGAUUCACCAACACAGAUGUCCAGAAUACUGUGGAAUUUUGCGAUGAAACAGACUACUUAAUAGCUGGCCAUCAUGCUGUCUCAAAAUGUCCUCCACAAUCCGUGACGUUUUCAGCAGGAUAUUUCGCGCGAAAUUUUAAAUUGCACUUUAGUAAACUAACCCGGCCGUAUUGGCAUGUGUUGCAAUGUUAAGAUUUCAUCAUUGAUAUAUAAACUAUCA
Nerophis lumbriciformis (worm pipefish) is the source of this 6471-nucleotide messenger RNA. Its product is annotated as ATP-dependent translocase ABCB1-like. Gene Ontology annotation, biological process: oligopeptide export from mitochondrion. NCBI's taxonomy places the organism in Eukaryota, Metazoa, Chordata, Actinopteri, Syngnathiformes, Syngnathidae. The record is from RefSeq and is a predicted model, not a curated record. Gene Ontology annotation, cellular component: mitochondrial inner membrane. Gene Ontology annotation, molecular function: ABC-type oligopeptide transporter activity; ATP hydrolysis activity; ATP binding.